Propithecus coquereli (Coquerel's sifaka) is the source of this 991-nucleotide messenger RNA. Its product is annotated as olfactory receptor 51A4. NCBI's taxonomy places the organism in Eukaryota, Metazoa, Chordata, Mammalia, Primates, Indriidae. The coding region runs from base 19 to 960 and encodes 313 amino acids. Gene Ontology annotation, biological process: G protein-coupled receptor signaling pathway. The transcript has a single exon. Gene Ontology annotation, molecular function: G protein-coupled receptor activity; olfactory receptor activity. The record is from RefSeq and is a predicted model, not a curated record. Gene Ontology annotation, cellular component: membrane.
GAGCCCUCUGAAUGCAUUAUGUCCACUGUCAACACAUCACACUUUGAAAUCACCACUUUCUUCUUGGUGGGGAUGCCAGGGCUAGAAUAUGCACACAUCUGGAUCUCUAUCCCCAUCUGCAGCAUGUAUCUUAUUGCUAUUCUGGGAAAUUGUACUAUCCUUUCUAUUAUCAAGACAGAGCCCUCCUUGCAUGAGCCCAUGUACUAUUUCCUUUCCAUGUUGGCUAUGUCUGACUUGGGUUUGUCUUUAUCUUCUCUGCCAACCAUGUUGAGGAUCUUCCUGCUCAAUGCUCCUGAAAUUUCUGCCAAUGCCUGCUUUGCCCAGGAAUUCUUCAUCCAUGGGUUCACAGCACUUGAGUCCUCAGUCCUCCUGAUCAUGUCAUUUGACCGCUUCCUAGCCAUCCACAACCCUCUGAGAUACAGCUCCAUCCUUACAACUGUCAGAGUUGCCCAAAUAGGAAUGGUACUCUCCUUCAAGAGCAUACUCCUGGUUCUUCCCUUCCCCUUCACGUUGAGAAGUUUAAGAUAUUGUAAGAAAAGUCAAUUAUCCCAUUCCUACUGUCUACACCAAGAUGUCAUGAAGUUGGCCUGCUCUGACAACCAAAUUGAUGUCAUCUAUGGCUUUUUGGGGGCACUCUGCCUUAUGGUAGACUUUAUGCUCAUUGCUGUGUCUUACAUCCUGAUCCUCAAGACUGUGCUGGGAAUUGCAUCCCAAAAGGAGCAGCUCAAGGCCCUCAAUACUUGUGUUUCGCACAUAUGUGCUGUGAUCAUCUUCUAUCUGCCCAUCAUCAACCUGGCCAUUGUCCAUCGCUUUGCCCGGCAUGUCUCUCCCCUCGCUAAUGUUCUCAUGGCAAAUGUUCUCUUUCUUGUACCUCCACUGAUGAACCCAAUUGUUUAUUGUGUGAAAACUAGACAGAUUAGAGUGAGAAUUGGAGCAAAAUUGUGUCAGAAGCAGAUAUAACAGUCACGUAGCAUAUAAAACAUAAUGGGAG